AGGCACUGGCAGCCGAGGCGCAGGGGAGCUGGGCAGAGUCGGUGGUGAACCAUGGCGGCGGCAGUGGCGGCAGCGGCAGCAAUGCGGUCCCGGAUCCUGCAGGUUUCUUCAAAAGUAAAUUCCACAUGGUAUCCAGCAUCCUCCUUCUCUUCAUCAUCAGUGCCAACCGUAAAGCUCUUCAUUGAUGGGAAGUUUGUUGAAUCCAAGAGUGACAAGUGGAUUGACAUCCACAACCCAGCCACCAAUGAGGUUGUUGGUCGUGUUCCUCAGUCCACCAAAGCUGAAAUGGAUGCAGCUGUUGCUGCCUGCAAACGUGCUUUUCCUGCGUGGGCAGAGACAUCGAUUUUAAGCCGGCAGCAGGUCCUGCUCCGUUAUCAGCAACUCAUUAAGGAAAACCUGAAAGAAAUUGCCAGGUUAAUCACGUUGGAACAAGGGAAGACUCUUGCUGAUGCGGAAGGAGAUGUAUUCCGAGGACUUCAGGUGGUUGAGCAUGCCUGUAGUGUGACAUCCCUCAUGCUGGGAGAGACCAUGCCAUCUAUCACCAAAGACAUGGACCUUUAUUCUUACCGCCUGCCUCUGGGGGUAUGUGCAGGCAUUGCACCAUUUAACUUUCCUGCCAUGAUCCCCCUCUGGAUGUUUCCCAUGGCUAUGGUUUGUGGAAAUACUUUCCUAAUGAAACCAUCAGAGCGAGUACCUGGAGCAACGAUGCUUCUUGCUAAGUUGUUUCAGGAUUCUGGUGCCCCUGACGGAACACUGAACGUCAUCCAUGGACAGCAUGAAGCUGUAAAUUUUAUUUGCGAUCAUCCAGACAUCAAGGCAAUCAGUUUCGUGGGAUCCAACCAGGCAGGAGAGUACAUCUUCGAAAGAGGGUCAAGAAAUGGCAAGAGGGUUCAAGCCAAUAUGGGAGCUAAAAACCAUGGAGUGGUCAUGCCAGAUGCCAAUAAGGAAAAUACCCUCAACCAGCUGGUCGGGGCAGCCUUCGGAGCUGCUGGGCAGCGCUGCAUGGCCCUUUCGACAGCCAUCCUUGUAGGGGAAGCUAAGAAGUGGCUGCCAGAACUGGUAGAGCGUGCCAAAAAUCUGAGAGUCAAUGCAGGGGACCAGCCUGGAGCUGAUCUUGGCCCCCUGAUCACCCCCCAGGCCAAAGAGAGAGUCUGCAAUCUGAUCGAUAGCGGAACAAAAGAGGGAGCUUCCAUCCUUCUGGAUGGGAGAAAAAUUAAAGUCAAGGGCUAUGAAAAUGGUAACUUUGUUGGACCAACCAUCAUCUCCAAUGUUAAGCCAAGUAUGACUUGUUACAAAGAGGAGAUUUUUGGUCCAGUUCUUGUGGUUUUGGAGACAGAAACACUGGAUGAAGCCAUCAAGAUUGUAAAUGACAACCCAUAUGGAAAUGGAACUGCCAUCUUCACCACCAACGGAGCCACAGCUCGGAAAUACACUCACAUGGUGGAUGUGGGCCAGGUGGGCGUGAAUGUCCCCAUUCCAGUGCCUUUGCCGAUGUUUUCCUUCACCGGCUCUCGAUCUUCCUUCAGGGGAGACACCAAUUUCUAUGGCAAACAGGGCAUCCAGUUUUACACUCAGUUAAAGACUAUCACAUCUCAGUGGAAAGAAGAAGAUGCUACUCUUUCCUCACCUGCUGUAGUCAUGCCUACCAUGGGGCGUUAGAAACAAGUUCUUCAGGACUCAAUCCAGCCUGAGUAAUUUUUCACCUUUUUGGCAACCUUCAUGUGCCGUCUUUGCUCAAAAACAGAUCCAUGAGAAUGGAAUAUAUUGCAACUAAAUUCUUUCUCAGAAGUCUCAAUCCCUUCAAAGUUGUAGGGAGUGCAGGAUAACACUAAUACCAGGCCUUCACUUGUUCUCCAUACUUCUCUCCAGUUUUUGAGGUAACUGUUAUUUGUGUGAAAUGUUUGCCUAGAAUGUGAGCUUAGACUGUCUCCUAACAAUUCUUUUCUGAUGACUGGGAGGGGAAUGUUAAUGUAGGGACAAAUCUUGCAGUCACUGAAACAACUCACCCUCUGGUUGAGCCUCACAUCUAGCCCUCCAUUGGUCCCCACACUAUCUAACAUGUAGCCUAGUUUUACAUAUCCCAGCGUUGUGACAACUGUUCUCUGCUCAAUACCACUUUCUUCUGUGUGAUUCAUGGCCACUAUUUAAUUCUAUCAUUGUCCAUGUUCUUGCUUCUUAAAAUACUUAUCAAGGAUACCUCAGGAUGAAGUGUUAAGUUAGCUUUUUGUUAUAUGUGCCAUUCUUCAUGGUUUGCCUCAACAAUCAUUAAAUCAAUACUCCAACCAUUAAUUCAGAUGCAAAUAAAUCCUUAGACAAAAUAUUUCGCCGGGCGGUGGUGGCGCACACCUUUAAUCCCAGCACUUGGGAGGCAGAGGCAGGCGGAUUUCUGAGUUCGAGGCCAGCCUGGUCUACAGAGUGAGUUCCAGGACAGCCAGGACUACACAGAGAAACCCUGCCUCAAAAAACAAAACAACAACAAAAAAAAAUUUCACAAAUGAUUUUUGACUCAGAAAUCAAAGGACCUCCAAUCAUAAAAGUGGAUGGACUCUUGUCUUAAGUAGGCUUAACCUAUUAUUUGUCAAAUUUUGUUAUUCUUUCUUUUGACAGCAUUUCUCAUUAAUUGAUACAUUUUAAUGAAAGAAUUCUUCAUAUAGACUAAUUGCUUAGACUACUAGAAACUUCAAAGUUUCAUGCUUUGACAGUAUUCAGUCACCUUAUUCAACUUAACUAUUCAGCAGCCUUUCAGCUUGCUUCUCUGAUAAUCUAAACCUUAAGUCAGAAGAGGCUGAUGUGCUAACAGAACAGUUUGUCUGUCUGACCUUCUGAAGCCUGGCUUUCUGAACUAGAUGGUUAUGGGCUCUGCUUUGUCUUGAGUGCUCAGUGAGGUGUGGCACUGGUCAUUACUGUCCUCUCUUCUGCACAGCCAUGUGUGAACAGUGCUGCUCCAGCCCAUUGUGGGUUUGGUGAAUUAAAAUAAAGGCGGUGAAAAACCUUGACAUUUCCUACUCUUUGGAUGUAAGAUUAUUAGAGUAACCAGCUCUGGUAGAAUUCAGAGCUUCAGUCACUUUAACAAAACACAACUCUGAUUUUCUUUUGUUUUCCAUCCUUAAGUUAAGACAUUUAUACUUUGUGACUGCAGUGCCCUUUGUUUUCUUAGAAAACAUGGUUCAUACUUAAUUUAAUCCAACAAUUUUGGGCUGGGUUGAAAAGUGGUUAUUAUCUAAAUUCCAAAUAGAAUUUAAUCAGACUCCUAAUAUUUUCCUUAGAUAUAAAGGAAGUUACUUUUAAAAAAUUACAACUAAUCAGAAUUGCAUUAUUCUAAUUAUAAUAAACAGAUUUGACCAGCUACUUGUACUCAAAAGAGUUUCUUGUUUCUUAGAUGAAAUUUAUAUUUGGGUUAAUAUCACUAAAACAGAAAACCAGCAUUUUUCCUUUUUGUUCUUAUAUGGCCUCAUUGAAUUUUGUGAGCUUCUAUACUGAUCAUGAAUAACAAACUACAAAUAAAAAAGCCUUAGGAAAAAAAUACAGUUUUGAAAAAA
This is a messenger RNA of Grammomys surdaster, 3539 nucleotides long. It is a transcript of the gene Aldh6a1, whose product is annotated as aldehyde dehydrogenase 6 family member A1. Gene Ontology annotation, biological process: thymine catabolic process; L-valine catabolic process. Gene Ontology annotation, cellular component: mitochondrion. The coding region runs from base 52 to 1659 and encodes 535 amino acids. The transcript has 12 exons. The record is from RefSeq and is a predicted model, not a curated record. Gene Ontology annotation, molecular function: methylmalonate-semialdehyde dehydrogenase (acylating, NAD+) activity; malonate-semialdehyde dehydrogenase (acetylating, [NAD(P)+]) activity. Lineage: Eukaryota; Metazoa; Chordata; Mammalia; Rodentia; Muridae.